This is a messenger RNA of Camelina sativa (false flax), 867 nucleotides long. Lineage: Eukaryota; Viridiplantae; Streptophyta; Magnoliopsida; Brassicales; Brassicaceae. The record is from RefSeq and is a predicted model, not a curated record.
AUGUGUCCAUCAGGAAUUUGUUCCAUUGUUGUUGUGCUCGUAUAUGUCGAUGACAUAAUUAUCGCAAGUAACGAUGAUGCUGCUGUCCAUGAUCUGAAGACACUUUUGCACUCUGAAUUUAAGAUCAAGGAUCUUGGACCAGCUCGCUUUUUCCUUGGAUUGGAGAUCUCGCGAUCAUCAGAGGGUAUCUCAGUCUGUCAACGCAAAUAUGCUCAGAAUUUGCUUGAAGAUGCAGGUUUAUUAGGCUGUAAGCCGAGUUCUAUUCCAAUGGAUCCGAACCUGCGACUUACCAAGGAUAUGGGUACGUUGUUAUCCUCUCCUACUUCUUAUAGAGAGCUCAUUGGUCGCCUUCUAUAUCUCACUAUCACAAGGCCCGAUAUCACUUUUGCUGUUCACCAACUGAGCCAGUUCAUAUCUGCUCCUACUGAUAUACAUCUACAAGCUGCACACAAGGUUCUACGUUAUCUCAAGCAGAAUCCAGGACAAGGCUCUUCACUCAUUUGCUGGAAAUCCGAGAAACAGUGCGUUGCAAGUAGAAGUAGCACUGAAUCAGAAUAUCGCAGUAUGGCACAAGAGACCUGUGAGAUCAUCUGGUUACAACAACUACUCAAGGACUUCCACAUUACAGAGUCUGCUCCAGCCAAGCUGUUCUGUGACAAUAAAUCCGCCUUACAUAUCGCCAUGAAUCCAGUCUUCCAUGAACGAACUAAACAUAUCGAGAUAGAUUGUCACACGGUGCAUGAUCAACUUAAGAAGGGUACGCUUAAAGCUCUUCAUGUACCGACUGAAGAACAACAUGCCGAUAUCUUGACUAAACCUCUUCAUCUAGGACCGUUUCAUCAUCUGCUGCAGAAGAUGUCCUUGUGA